Rhinocladiella mackenziei CBS 650.93 is the source of this 1500-nucleotide messenger RNA. RefSeq lists its product as uncharacterized. Gene Ontology annotation, cellular component: SWI/SNF complex; nucleus. Gene Ontology annotation, biological process: regulation of transcription by RNA polymerase II. The transcript has a single exon. The coding region runs from base 1 to 1500 and encodes 499 amino acids. Lineage: Eukaryota; Fungi; Ascomycota; Eurotiomycetes; Chaetothyriales; Herpotrichiellaceae. The record is from RefSeq and is a predicted model, not a curated record.
AUGGCUCCCCACAAUGCUGCUCGUACGAUGUUGAAAUUAGGACAAGCUCACUCACAAACUACUCCAACUUCAGGUCAGAUGCCGCCUGCCCAAAAUCCCCGUCACCACAUGCAAAAUCAGAUGGUGAACCAGCAGAUGCAACAACGUAAUGCCGCCAUCGAACAUCAAAUGGCCCAACGACGCGCCCGGAAACCGACCGAACGAAACCUACCCGACGGUUUGGAGGACAUUGUAAUCGGUGAUGGCGUCAAGCAAUACAACAAGUUGCGCGACUCGGAGAAGAGAUUGGACCAAAUCAUGAUGCGAAAGCGAUUGGAGCUUCAAGAUACCUUCAGCAGAAACGUCAAGAGAUUCAAGACUCUCCGAAUCUUGGUCUGGAACACCUGUGCUAAUCAGUCAUGGCAGGUGGAUGUUGACGAGAACAACAUCACCUUUGACUCAAUUGCCGAUCCGACCUACACCGUCCACAUCAAAGCAAAACUACUCGAUUACGUGGAAGAUGAUAUCACCUACAGUGAUUCGGAGGAUGAAGACGAAGAAGACAACGACAUGGAGACGGAAGAGGCGGAGAAGCCCAAGAAGCCCAAAACUCUCAAGGAACAACCAUCACAUCGAUUCAGCCACUUCUUCAAAGCGCUCAGCGUUGAAUUCGAGAACGGCGGGAUCCCCGGAGACCCCAAUUGCACGGUCAAUUGGAAGAAACCUCCAAACCAAACUGCAGAUAACGAUAACGAUAUCUUCUCAUUCACCCGCAAAGCUGACGAAAACUUCAACAUCAACAUCUGCCUCACACGUGACGAGCAACCAGAGCGAUUCCGCUUGAGUCAAGCCCUCGCCUCGACCCUCGACAUGGAAGAAGCCGACCGUGCAGAAGUGGUCAUGGGAAUAUGGGAAUAUGUGAAGUUCAUGGGCCUCCAAGAGGAUGAUGAACGACGAAGCAUCCGCUGCGACGAUGCACUCAAGAGUAUUUUCGGCACGGAUACCAUCUACUUCCCACAAGUUCCUGAGCGAAUCAUCUCACACCUUCACCCACUUCCCCCCGUUCGGCUGCCGUACACUGUCCACCUUGAUGAAGCGUUCCACACAGCAAACCCGGAGCCAAAACCAACCAUUUACGACAUUCAAGUCAUGGUAGAAGAUCCAUUGCGCGCACUCAUCCUCAAGAUGACCCAAAACCCCGAACACCAGGCUCAGUUACGCCAGAUCGCCAAAUUGGAUGAGGAACUCGCGAUUGUCAUUCAGAAAAUUCAUUUGCACAAGGCUCGACAUGCUUUCUUCAGUGGAUUUGCCAAGGAUCCCAUCGGGUUUUGUGACAAGUGGAUGAAGUCGCAAAAGAAGGAUCUCAGUGUUAUUCUUGGGGAAGCAGAGAAGGGAGAUGUCGCAGGCAUGGAGUUGGCCAAAGGAGGAGACGAUAGUGUCUGGAACUCGGACUUGGUUAGGGAGGCAGUACGAUAUCGACUGGCGAAGGCGGAUGCGAAUCAUGGUCAGGCUGGAAGAUAG